Messenger RNA from Vicia faba (fava bean), 354 nucleotides. Lineage: Eukaryota; Viridiplantae; Streptophyta; Magnoliopsida; Fabales; Fabaceae. The record is from the annotation of a GenBank genome assembly.
AUGCAAAUAGUGGCAGGUACAGGGGUGCCCCAUCCUUCAGAGACAACAGAGGUGCCCCAUCCUUCGGAGAUGACAAAUGUGCCCCAUCUUUCUAAAAUAGAGGCUCUGACUGCUAUAAAGGUUAAUCUGUGGACGACUAUUGAGGAGACUGCUCUGCAUACGGUUACUGAGGCGCUUGCUAUGGAUGAUAUGGAGGUUACUCCUCCUGUUGACGUAGAGGUCACUACUCUGGCUUCGACAAAGCUAUAUUUACACAAUGGAGGGUUUCCUGGUGGGCCUAGUGAAUGUUCUGUCCUCACUAGAUAUGUGGAUCAUGUGGCAUUCAGAUUAUGGCAGGAAGAGGUAUGUAUAUGA